AGCUGCCCCACUGCCUCAGCGGGGGUCCUGGGAGACUCCAGCGUGGGAUGGUGGCCUCGAAGCUGGUGCUGUCGCUGCUUGUUGCAGCUCUCCUGCUACACGUGGCUGCCACACUGAAGAUCAGCGCCUUCAACAUCAAGGCGUUUGGGGACAGCAAGAUGUCCAACCAGACUAUCGCAGAUAUCAUCAUCUCUAUCCUGUCGGGGUACGACAUCACCGUGGUGCAGGAGGUCCGGGACACCAACCUGAGUGCUGUGAAGAAGCUCAUGGACCAGCUCAACAGUGCAUCCCCACACCCAUACAGCUUUUUGGACAGCAUCCCCUUGGGUCGGACCAGCUACAAGGAGCAGUAUGUCUUCAUCUUCAGGUCAGAUAUGGUCUCCGUGCUGGGAAGCUACUACUACGACGACGGCUGCGAGCCCUGUGGGACUGAUACCUUCAGCAGGGAGCCCUUCAUUGUGAAGUUCUCCUCACCCACCACACAGGUGGAGGAGUUCGUGAUGGUGCCCUUGCAUGCCGAGCCCAGCAGCGCAGCGGAGGAGAUCGACGCGCUCUACGACGUCUACACCGACGUCAUCAACAAGUGGGCAACUAACAACAUCCUCCUCCUGGGUGACUUCAAUGCCGACUGCUCCUACGUGACCAGCGCCCAGUGGCCAUCCAUCCGCUUGCGCUCCUUCAACGCCUGCGAGUGGCUCAUCCCCGACAGUGCUGACACCACCGUCACCAACACCACCGACUGCGCCUAUGACCGCAUCAUCGCCUGCGGAACCGCGCUGCGCCAGGACAUCGAGCCUGGCUCUGCCACCAUCAACAACUUCCAGAAGACUUUCCACCUCCAGAACAAGGAUGCUUUGGCUGUCAGUGACCAUUUCCCAGUGGAGGUGACCCUGAAAGCCCGCUGAGCCCGUCCCCGUGCCGGCAGCUACCAGGAUGCCCCAGCACGCACCUGCAUCCCUCGUGGGAGCCCACGCACCACCAGUGCCAGCCAAGCUGCCCACCGUCUCUGCAAGGAGCUGCUCUUCAG
Molecule: messenger RNA, 1027 nt
Organism: Harpia harpyja (harpy eagle)
Lineage: Eukaryota; Metazoa; Chordata; Aves; Accipitriformes; Accipitridae
Product: deoxyribonuclease-1-like
Exons: 9
Coding region: 48-905 (285 amino acids)
Biological process (GO): DNA catabolic process
Cellular component (GO): nucleus
Molecular function (GO): DNA nuclease activity
Source: RefSeq, a predicted model, not a curated record